Hippocampus comes (tiger tail seahorse) is the source of this 1521-nucleotide messenger RNA. RefSeq names its product replication factor C (activator 1) 2 (gene rfc2). Gene Ontology annotation, molecular function: DNA clamp loader activity; ATP hydrolysis activity; DNA binding. Gene Ontology annotation, biological process: DNA-templated DNA replication; DNA repair. The transcript has 8 exons. Gene Ontology annotation, cellular component: DNA replication factor C complex; nucleus. The record is from RefSeq and is a predicted model, not a curated record. NCBI's taxonomy places the organism in Eukaryota, Metazoa, Chordata, Actinopteri, Syngnathiformes, Syngnathidae.
CAAACUCUCAAAUCAGUCGUUUUACUUUCCUCUAAAUAGCUUGCGUGAGCUGCACAUUCGCAAGACACAAACGCGAAUGCGUUGUGCAAAUUGGCCGAUCACGAUUGGUGGCCGAUCGAGCUUUGACAGCACAUAUCCGGCAGUGAGGAAAUUGGCUUGUUUUAGGGGCGCCGACGGCCGUCUCCUUUUCCGCCUCCCUUGGUGAGUGCUGUGCUGGCGGUUGCCAGCUGCUUGCUUCGAGGAGCAGAAUCAGAGCCCAGAGUGUGGAAAUCAAGCCAAUGCAUCAUCACUGUUUCCGGAGCGGGAACGAAGUUGUUGUGGAGCGUGGCCAUCAUGGACGUGGAGAUGGCGGUACCGCCGAGCGAGGAGAGAGCCGUGGAAGGUGCACCCACGCCGGACACGGAGGCCGGGGAGGGGAGCAGCCCGAGCUCCGGCUCCGGCUCCUACGACCUGCCCUGGGUGUCCUAAUACAGGCCGUUGAAGCUGAACGAGAUCGUGGGCAACGAGGACACCGUCAGCCGCCUGGCGGUGUUCGCCCGGGAGGGAAACGUCCCGAACAUCAUCAUUGCAGGUCCGCCUGGAACUGGAAAAACCACCAGUAUCCUGUGUUUGGCCCGAGCGCUGCUUGGCGCCUCCAUGAAGGACGCCGUGCUGGAACUCAAUGCCUCUAAUGACAGGGGCAUCGACGUGGUGAGGAACAAAAUCAAAAUGUUCGCCCAGCAAAAGGUGACGCUACCCAAAGGACGACACAAGAUCAUCAUCCUGGAUGAAGCUGACAGCAUGACGGACGGCGCACAGCAGGCAUUGCGGCGGAUCAUGGAGAUCUACUCCAAGACGACACGUUUCGCGCUGGCCUGCAACGCCUCCGACAAGAUUAUCGAAGCCAUCCAGUCGCGCUGCGCCGUUCUGCGCUACUCCAAACUGAGCGAUGGCCAAAUCCUGGCGCGGCUGCAGGACGUGGUGGCGAGGGAGCGGUUGUCCGUGUCCGACGACGGCCUGGAGGCCAUCAUCUUUACCGCGCAGGGGGACAUGCGACAGGCGCUGAACAACCUGCAGUCCACCAACUCGGGCUUCGGCUACAUCAACAGCGAGAACGUGUUCAAGGUGUGCGACGAGCCGCACCCCCUGCUCGUGAAAGGCAUGCUGGGACACUGCGUGGACGGGAACGUGGAUGAGGCCUACAAGGUGGUGGAGCAGCUGUGGGCGCUGGGCUAUUCGCCGGAAGACAUCAUCGGCAACAUCUUCCGAGUAUGCAAGACCUACCAGAUGGCAGAGUACCUCAAAUUGGAGUUCAUCAAGGAGAUUGGCUACACGCACAUGCGCAUCAUCGAGGGCGUCAACUCCCUGCUGCAGCUGGCAGGACUGGUGGCUCGUCUUUGCAGUAAGACGGCGCCCCCUACCGCCAGCUAGCCGCGCCGAGCACAUCAGCCGGCCUUUCUGGAAUCGCUCGUUUGACCUGAACUCAAUGUACAUGAUUUUUGCAGCCUUUAAGAAAUAAAACGCACCUUCUAUGCCAAUAAA